CAAAGUAAUAUGAAUUGUGACGUAAAAAGUAGCUCCUACCUACCAAAUCCCAACCCUAUCUUUAACUAACCACUUUGGGGGUUUUCUUUUCUUACCAACUUUGGUCAAAUCCCAUCGCCAUCUUGCCCAACCCCAUUUAAAUAUUUACAUUCCGUUUGAAACACAGACUUAUGAACUUAUCCCAUUCCCAAGUUGUGAUAUUUUGAUUCAACAGAUUUCAUGGGACGGUCACCCUGUUGUGAAAAAGCACAUACCAACAAAGGUGCUUGGACCAAAGAGGAAGACCAACGCCUCAUUCAUUACAUCCGUGUCCAUGGUGAAGGUUCUUGGCGUUCCCUUCCCAAAGCUGCCGGCCUACUUAGAUGUGGUAAGAGUUGCAGGUUAAGAUGGAUGAACUACUUAAGGCCUGAUCUUAAAAGAGGCAAUUUUACUGAAGAUGAGGACGAACUUAUCAUUAAACUUCACGGUUUACUUGGGAACAAAUGGUCUUUGAUAGCAGGAAGGUUACCUGGAAGAACAGAUAACGAGAUCAAGAACUACUGGAACACCCACAUCAAGAGAAAGCUUGUUAGCAGAGGGAUCGAUCCGCAAUCUCAUCGUCCUCUAAAUGGAAUAGCGAAAGCCACACCCACCGAGUUGGAUUUUAGAAACGCACCCACCGUUCCUAAAAUAAAACCCAUUACAACUGCAACCCCAUCUUUGAGUUUCAAAUACGAUGAGUCUCAAGUGAAGGCCAAGUCAGAUUCCCUUGAAGGAGGAAACUGUACCAGCAGUGGCAUGACUACAGAUGAAGAACAACCGAGUAGCAGGCCGAACGAGUUAAAUUUGGAGCUUUCGAUUGGGUUUAGUAUUAACUCAGCCAACUCGGCUGAGUCCAAACCAAAGGUGGCUAAGCCUAAGGCAGUAUGUUUGUGUUGGCAAUUGGGUUUUCAAAGAAGUGAAAUUUGUAGCAACUGUGAAAAUACAAAUGGGUUGUUUAGAUAUUGUACAACUUUGGGUUGAUAGUAUCUCAUAUUUUUCCUUUCUCUGUAGUUGAAAGCUAAUUACAAAACAGUAUGUUUUCUAUUCUUUUGAUUUAUCAUAAAAGAGCCUUGUUCAUAA
Messenger RNA from Gossypium raimondii (Peruvian cotton), 1101 nucleotides. Its product is annotated as transcription repressor MYB6. The record is from RefSeq and is a predicted model, not a curated record. The transcript is spliced from 2 exons. Bases 220 to 1002 code for a protein of 260 amino acids. NCBI's taxonomy places the organism in Eukaryota, Viridiplantae, Streptophyta, Magnoliopsida, Malvales, Malvaceae.